CCGGAGCGGUCGUUCCUCGAAACUCCUCCAUACGUCACUAGCCUGCUGUCACUAGGGCAGUGAUGGCGGAGGAGGACGACGUCGAUAUCAUGAUGAACUACCACGGGGAUUUCCUAAGAAACGACAGGAAGAGCACUCGCUAUCCCUUCUGCAUAGUCUGGACGCCCAUUCCUCUUUUGUCGUGGGUGCUGCCCUUCAUCGGUCACAUGGGCAUCUGCACCUCUUCUGGGGUCAUCCGAGAUUUCGCUGGCUCCUAUUACGUCUCGGAGGACAACAUGGGCUUCGGCAGACCGACAAAGUACUGGAAGCUGGAUGUGGACAAAGUGUGUGGAAAUGGUGCAGCCACGUGGGACAAAGCUGUGCAUGAUGCUUCUGAGGAAUACAAGUGCAGGCCUCAUAACCUGUGCUUCGAUAACUGCCAUUCCCACGUGGCCAUGGCGCUCAACCUCAUGCGCUACAACAACAGUACCUCCUGGAACAUGGUGAAGCUGUGUGCGCUCUCGCUCAUCCAUGGGAGACACGUCAGCUGGGGUGCGGUCCUCAAGACUUGGCUGCCCUUCUUCAUGCUGUUCGGAGCCCUCGCCAUGUUCAUCGUCACCAUCAACCUGCACUGAGACGGCGCUGAUCCAAAAUUGUAUUCUUUUCAUUCUAUUUAUUAAAGUUUGUAAACCCC
This is a messenger RNA of Synchiropus splendidus (mandarinfish), 673 nucleotides long. It is a transcript of the gene tmem222a, whose product is annotated as transmembrane protein 222a. NCBI's taxonomy places the organism in Eukaryota, Metazoa, Chordata, Actinopteri, Syngnathiformes, Callionymidae. Bases 63 to 614 code for a protein of 183 amino acids. The transcript is spliced from 6 exons. The record is from RefSeq and is a predicted model, not a curated record.